CACUUGGCAUUGACCAACAGCAGCGGCCCAUUUUCUCCCCACAAAAGAACAGAAAGGACGAGGAUAGCAAGAAGAGAGCAGGGGAUUCCCCGCGCAAAACCACUUGGGUGGCGGGAGACGGAAGAAUUCAUAGGCCGGCGGUCACCGAGCUUUGUGCUGUCCGGCGGGGGAGAUGGGGAAGAAGCAGCACUUGGAUUGGACAGCCAAAUCAAUUUCCUCCACUGGCUCCGAGAGAGUGUCCCUCUUAUCUAAGCAGGGAAAGAGAAAAGCUAGUGCAGAAGACCAUUCUGAUGACGCCCCUGCAAGUGAUCUUGAGCAUGGAGCCGGGGAGGCGGCGAAUGUUGGGUUUGGUCGAGUUCUUUCACUGGCAAAACCUGAUGCUGGGAAGCUAGUCAUUGGCACCAUAGCCUUGUUGAUAUCAUCCACCUCAAGUCUUCUUAUUCCAAAAUUUGGUGGAAUCAUAAUUGAUGUAGUAUCAAGAGACGUAACAACCCCGGAACAGCAAGCAGAAGCUCUGGAUGCAGUCAAGAAUACCAUAUUAGAAAUAUUUCUCAUAGUUGUGAUUGGGUCUAUUUGCACAGCAAUUAGAGCGUGGUUAUUUGCUUCUGCGAGUGAAAGAGUUGUGGCUCGUCUGAGAAAAGAUUUAUUCAGCCAUGUUCUCAAUCAGGCAAGUUGUUUGUCAGCUGAAGAAAUUGCCUUCUUUGAUGUUACAAAAACAGGCGAACUUCUAAGCAGGCUAUCAGAAGACACUCAAAUUAUAAAAAGUGCAGCAACAACUAAUCUUUCUGAGGCACUGCGUAAUGUAACAACUGCACUGAUCGGUGUUGGUUUUAUGUUUUCAUCAUCAUGGAAGCUAACAUUAUUGGCUCUAGCAGUGGUGCCUAUUAUUUCUGUGGCUGUAAGAAAAUUUGGACGCUAUCUUCGUGAACUCUCACAUUCUGUUCAAGCUGCAGCUGCUGUUGCUGCUUCAAUAGCUGAGGAAUCUUUUGGAGCUAUUCGAACAGUUAGAUCUUUUGCGCAAGAAGGAUAUGCAAUUUCUCAUUAUUCAGAAAAGGUUGAUGAGACACUGAAGUUGGGACUCAGACAAGCCAGAGUAGUUGGCUUAUUUUUCGGAGGACUGAAUGCAGCAUCCACGUUGUCAGUCAUGAUAGUUGUGAUUUAUGGAGCAUACUUGACAAUAAUGGGCAACCUGACAGCAGGCGCUCUUACGUCUUUUAUCCUUUACAGCCUCACAGUUGGCUCUUCAGUUUCUUCUUUAUCAGGGUUGUACACAACUGCAAUGAAGGCUGCAGGGGCAAGUAGGAGAGUCUUUCAGCUGUUAGAUCGCGUCUCAACCAUGCCAAAAUCUGGGGAUACUUGCCCUAUAGGUGAUCCUGAUGGAGAAGUAGAACUGGACGAUGUUUGGUUUGCUUAUCCUUCGCGUCCAAGUCAUAUGGUGCUCAAGGGCAUAUCAUUGAAACUGAAACCGGGAGCAAAAGUUGCUCUUGUUGGUCCAAGUGGUGGUGGCAAGACCACAAUAGCAAAUUUGAUUGAAAGGUUUUAUGACCCACUCAAAGGGAGCAUUUCGCUGAAUGGAGAGCCAUUGGUUAAUAUAUCACAUGAGUAUCUUCAUAGAAAGGUUAGUAUAGUAAGCCAGGAGCCGGUACUUUUCAACUGUUCAGUGGAAGAGAACAUUGCUUAUGGGUUCAGUGGCAAAGCUAGCCGUGCUGAGAUAGAAGCCGUAGCUAGAUUGGCCAAUGCGCACGAGUUCAUAGACAAAUUUCCUGACAAGUACGAGACAGUAGUAGGUGAACGUGGGCUGAGGCUGUCCGGUGGUCAGAAACAGAGAGUGGCGAUUGCGAGAGCAUUGCUGAUGAACCCAAGAGUGCUGCUGUUGGAUGAAGCUACAAGUGCUCUUGAUGCAGAGAGCGAGUACCUUGUUCAGGAUGCUAUGGAUUCACUGAUGAAAGGAAGGACAGUGCUUGUGAUAGCACAUCGACUUUCGACAGUAAAAAGUGCAGACAGUGUGGCGGUGAUAUCAGAAGGCCAGAUCGCAGAGAGGGGGACACACGAUGAACUCUUACUCGAUAAUGAUGGCAUCUACACUGCACUUGUGAGGAGACAGUUACACCAAGGGCAAGUAUCCUCCUCAGCGUCUACUUCCUCAUCAUCACCCUAGUGAUCUCAAAUAUGAAACCAUACAAGUAUUUCCUUGAGUUGGCAAGAUCAUUGGAAACACAAUCCUUUUCCUCCAUGUAUAUGAAGUAUCCUCGUGGAGAGUAAUGUAUAGUUGUGCAAUGGACCGUGACACUGGCGAAUGUAUAGCUAGAUGGAACUCUUGAAGGUCUUUGAAUAGCUAGGGCCUAGGAACCUUGAAUGUCCUAUUCGAAUAUUGCCAAUUUGCCAUGUCAAAUGAUGUUGGCUCCAAUAUCACCAAUCAGUGACAUGAGCUGACUCACUUCCACGUAUGAGUAAAUGUCACUUCUGCUAUACUACAAAUUGUUCUCAAUAUAUCACUACAAGAGGAUUUAUGUUGGGAAUCA
Molecule: messenger RNA, 2522 nt
Organism: Linum tenue
Lineage: Eukaryota; Viridiplantae; Streptophyta; Magnoliopsida; Malpighiales; Linaceae
Source: the annotation of a GenBank genome assembly